Messenger RNA from Trametes versicolor FP-101664 SS1, 540 nucleotides. RefSeq lists its product as uncharacterized. The record is from RefSeq and is a predicted model, not a curated record. Bases 1 to 540 code for a protein of 179 amino acids. The transcript has a single exon. NCBI's taxonomy places the organism in Eukaryota, Fungi, Basidiomycota, Agaricomycetes, Polyporales, Polyporaceae.
AUGAGGCCCCUCCCUCCUAUCGCACCGGUCCCCAUCGAGGUCUGGAAGCUCAAAAUGCAAUGCCCCCCCACGAAGCCGUGUGACCACUUCAUAGUGGCCGCUAGGCCGCAAACAAAACUACGACUCAACCUCUACGUCCAACUUGUACAAGUCCCAAACUACGGCUUCCUGCCCCUCGCCGUCGAGGCGGAGGUAGACACCGAGUUCAGUGGCCCCACCUACCUGUGCGUCGCCGGCCCAAUCGUCGAAAUCUGCGAAAUGCGGGGAGGGCACGUCGCGAUCAGGGUGGAGAACCUUUUUAAGGUCCCCGACCUGGAGCAGGUCUUCCUCCUAGUCAUGCGGGAGAGUGAGAUUCCGGUGGACAAAGACAUUGGGAGGGCCCUGGCCAGCAGGCUCGACGCCCUUCUGUACAAGGCGAGCAACGGAGGACACAAGGUCCAUACUUUCAGCAGGCGCCGCUCGGACCAAAAGCUGUACGAAGACACCGAGCACGACAAGCUCAUCCCGGAGCUCUUGGACACGAAGUUCCCCAUGUUGUAG